This is a messenger RNA of Anisakis simplex (herring worm), 363 nucleotides long. NCBI's taxonomy places the organism in Eukaryota, Metazoa, Nematoda, Chromadorea, Rhabditida, Anisakidae. The record is from the annotation of a GenBank genome assembly.
AUGGGUAAUUGGUGGGAGGAGGAAACGCGUUCCAAGCAAGAUGCGUCAGUAUAUUUGUCCUUAUAUAAGCAAUUCCUAACCGAGUCACCAACAAUCGAUUGGUCUAAAAUGCAACCGUUGAAGAAGCAUGCUCACUAUGAAGACUUAAUGUCAUGCAGUGAUUCGAAUGAAUUGAGCAACUUAUUAAAGCAUUUGUGCGUCAUUAAACUGAACGGUGGCCUGGGCACUACGAUGGGUUGUAAAUCGCCGAAAUCAUUGAUCACCGUUAGAGAUGGCCUAACUUUUCUCGAUUUUGCUAUUCAGCAAAAUAAGGUUUUCAUUUUCUCUCAUCAACUAAGCACUAUAAUUUAUUAUCAUUCAUAA